AUGCUGAAUAAAAAAAUAAAAGCAAAAACCGCAGCUGCAAGCAAGCGUAAAGCACCUGCUGCUAAAAGUGCUCCAGCAUCUAAACGGGCGAAAAAACAAGUUGAAGAAGAAGAACCAGAAGAAGAACUAGAAGAAGAAGAAGAGGAAACUAAAGUUGAGGAAGAAGCUUCAUCCAAAUCCGACAUUAUCAAACAACUGCGUGAAGCUGAUGCACGUAAAACCAAAGCAAAGGUACACAAUCCCGAUAAAAGCAUCCCCGGUGCUGCUUCUUAUCAAGUUAUUGCUGAUUACGAUGCAAUGCUUAAUCAAACAAACAUCGGUGCAAAUAAUAAUAAAUUUUAUGUAAUACAAGCUUUAACGCUAGGUGGAAAAUUUUAUACAUGGACUCGUUGGGGUCGCGUGGGUGAAACUGGCCAAAGUCAAAUGUUUGGCCCAUUCGGUAGUCAAGACGCAGCUGUCAAGCAGUUCAAGAGUAAAUUUAAAGAUAAAACGAAGAAUGAUUGGGAUUCGCGAGAUCAAUUUAAAAAGAUUGCAGGAAAAUACGAUUUAAUUGAUGUUGCCGGUGAUGGUGAUGAUGAAGAAGAACAGCAAACAACAGCAACGAAACGAACAACAGUUGAAGAUAAAGAUGGAGUUGUCUAUGCCGCCAGUAAACUUGAUACAGCAACUCAAUCAUUAAUUCGAUUAAUAUUCGAUACGGAUAUGUUUAAAGAUGCUUUGAAAACCUACGAUAUCGAUGUGAAGAAAAUGCCGUUAGGAAAAUUGAGUAAAAGUCAAAUAGCCAAAGGAUUUGAAGUGUUAGAAGAACUCGAAGCUGUGAUGGAAAACAAGAAGAAAGGAUCGUAUGAUGAACUGUCAUCGAGAUUCUAUACAGCAAUUCCUCAUGAUUUCGGACGGGCUAAACCACGACCAAUCAAUACGCGUGAAGCUUUACAACAGAAAUAUGAUAUGCUUGCGGUUUUGGCUGAUAUUGAAUUGGCGCAAAGUAUUCAGAAGAAUAAAGAAAAUGAAGAAGAAGCGAAGAAAAAAGUUGAACAAGCCAAACCACAUCCAUAUGAUGUUAAUUACGGUUUAUUGAAAUGUUCACUUGAACAUGUAGACACAUCCAGCGAAGAAUUUAAGACCAUCAAAAAAUACACAGAAAAUACUCAAGGUUAUCGUAAAUGUACCAUCAUCGAUGCAUGGCGUGUGGGUCGCGAGGGCGAGGGCGAACGAUUCGCGGCACAUGACAAGAUCGGCAAUCGUAAAUUACUUUGGCACGGCACAAACGUCGCUGUUGUCGUUGCUAUUCUCAAAUCUGGUCUGCGAAUCAUGCCCCAUUCCGGUGGUCGCGUUGGAAAAGGUAUCUAUUUCGCAUCGGAGAAUGGCAAAAGUAGUGGUUAUGUGGGAACAACACACGAUCAAGGCAAAAAUAUUGGUAUUAUGUUCUUGAAUGAAGUGGCAUUAGGUCGAGAACAUUCGAUUACAGCAGAUGAUUCUUCAUUGAAAAAGCCACCAGCGAACUUCGAUUCUGUUGUUGCUCGUGGCCAAACAGAACCAGAUCCUAAGGACGAUACAUCAAUCACAAUCGAAGGUAAAAAAGUCGUCGUUCCAGCUGGCAAGCCAAUCCGAACUGAACACUCCUCAUCGAGCUUUUCUCAAUCGGAAUAUUUGAUUUAUCAAGAAAACCAAUGUCGUAUCCGUUAUUUACUCAAAAUGCAAGAUCGGAUGAUGAAACAAACAACGAAACUUGAUUACAGCAAGAUGAGCGAAGGUGAAUUGAGACUUUUACUCAAUAAGCACCAACAGAUGUUAAGUAACACACGGUUAAUUAAUACCUUGCCAGAUAAAGGCGAACGUUUCCGAAAUGCUAUCAAUGAAAUUGAAAGUUUUCUCACUCAACCAUCGUCGCCUAUGGACUGUGAUAUGUUAAUAAAUCAACUUCGUGAUAUGACCAUGCCAUCGGAAGAAACUGAAUUCUCUCAAGAAUCAGUUCAUGUUGGAAAAUCUGUACAAAACGAGUCUGCAAAGAAAUCCAAUGAUGAUUUUUCAGACGAACAUUUGAAUGCAGUCAAACAACGAAUAAAAGCUCGAAAAGCCGAACGAGACAGCAAAAAUACAGUCACGACCGUCAAAUUAAUAUCUUUCGACGACGCUGUUCGAUUGCACAACGAACAGCAGAAACUAGAAGAAGAACACUUAAUUCAACAGACAACAGCUAGAUUGCUUGGAAAUAUGUCACUGACUACAACAACAUUUGGUCUUCCACCAAGCACGACAUCGAACAACGAUCUGAUGUAUCGUCAAACAGCGAGAGGAAGCGAUGAUGAGGAUGGUCAGAAAAAUGACGAAUUAGGUCGUGAUCGCGCUGAAAUCGAUUCUGAUCAUGAAAGUGAUGAACUUGAUUAUCCUGAAGAAGAAGGUGAAAAUGAUGAUAAUUAA
This is a messenger RNA of Adineta ricciae, 2421 nucleotides long. NCBI's taxonomy places the organism in Eukaryota, Metazoa, Rotifera, Eurotatoria, Adinetida, Adinetidae. The record is from the annotation of a GenBank genome assembly.